This is a messenger RNA of Suillus plorans, 3835 nucleotides long. RefSeq lists its product as uncharacterized. Lineage: Eukaryota; Fungi; Basidiomycota; Agaricomycetes; Boletales; Suillaceae. The transcript has 4 exons. Bases 85 to 3702 code for a protein of 1205 amino acids. The record is from RefSeq and is a predicted model, not a curated record.
AUUCACUCCGCACUCGGGCCGUGCCGAGGGGUGUGGGACACCUUUCUUGACCACUCCUUCAACUCUCCCGCAAGGCGUCGUACCAUGGCUUACGACGAUGAGCAUGCUGACAUUCUUGGCGGCCCCAUUUUGCAGAUACCAGAUACUGGUAUCCUGGGUCAAUGGUCCCAGUACUCGAUUCUAUUCAGGGCUAGUCUCAUCCUAGCACUUGGCCUAUUGGUAUCGCUCAUCUCAGUACGCGCCUGGGACAUAUGGAAAAAAAAUCAGGAAUUGGGCUACAGAAAAGCGAUGCGUCGCAAACAUGGAAUCCCAGACUCGGACUGUCGUCCCUUUGCUGUAGCAUAUGCUGCGGCCACCCGGGCGCGCGCUGAACGCGAGGCUCAGGACAGAAUACAGGCCAAUAACGUCACGGAAGAGCCUCCGGCGAUAAAUAAUCAAGUUCCGUUGGUAGACGCGCAUGGAUUGAGGCGAAGGGCGGCCGAUUCUGUUACGAAACCACAUGUUAAUCAACUCCCUGCCACAAGGCGUACCAUUUCUGGCUUUGAUCACAAGCCCAACGGAUUUGACUUUGCGCACCGAUAUAAUCCCCGCCUUCGGGAUGGCCUCCUUCCUCUCGCGCGCGAGUCCCUAACGCCUUUGAAACGUUCUUAUCGUCGCGCUAGCAGAAAGGAUCUUGUUUUCGACCCGAACGUGGCGGUGGAAGGCAAGAAACGAGCUUAUGAUCAUGAGGGCAAUCAUGAACUUGCAAUAUCAAAGAAGUCUCGUGUUGAUAGUGAUGACCUCAUUGACGAUGAUGAGGAACUUGAACUCCUCGAGGAAGAGGACGAGCUAGAGCCCGCUCAACGGGGAUCAAAACGGACUUUUGACUCGGAUGAAGAAGUUGAUUAUAUGCGCACCGAUGGUCGUGACAAGCGCCCUCGGAACAUGUCGCGAGCUCAGACACCUGAAGACCAGGAAAUGGAAGCUGUUGAGGACGAUGUCGCUGAAUUGCACCCAAUUCCUCGUGGGAAGAAGCGUGAUCGUGCUGAGGCUGGCUCGACUUUCGGCGGUGAUGAUGAAGAGGGGGUACUGGAUGAUCAAGAUGACAGGUCUCACCGUCAUCGCAAGCGUCGCACGGUUCGUCCAAGAAAACCAGAUGGUUCUUCUCGCGGCAGGAAGCGAGAUCGUGAUUCUGAAUCCCCAGCAAGCGAGGGCAGUACUGGAGGUUCUCAUAGGCACAGCGAACGCACCUCCAAGAAGAAGAAAGGGGCCAAGAAAACUUCUUCGGUGACAGCCAGCGAUGCUCUAGACGGCUCGCAGGAUCCCCUCUGCAAAGGUAGAAAAAUUGGCGAGGUGUGGGAAUCAAGUGGUGUUCAAUACAAGGUCGGGAAUGAAGGCGAACGGCUUCGUCUCACAUUGGUGAAAAAGGCUCGGAGCAAGUAUUCAAUGCCCAGGGAUUCUCAGCACCCAGAUCGGCAGGCUAAUAUGGAGAUCUAUGUGGAAACCUGGCUGACAGAUGAACAAUACAAAGACUCUGAGGAGCGGCAGGAACUUGUGUGGCAAGAGACGCCUAGAGCCUCGAUUGAGCCUAGCACCCCCGGUGAAGCUCCUCUAUCACCAACGAAGACGGGUAAGGACCUGCUCUGGGAUUCGAUGAAGAACAGCCCUGUUUCUAGUCGUGCCUCCCGCCAGUCGUUGACCAAUGGCCCAAUCCGGGUAAAUCCAUUUAAGCAGCCUUUACCUCAGGCUACAACUGGUCGACGUGUUGCCUCUUCAAAUGUUCAUACUCCACCAUUAAUUCCUGGUGUGGCCGAGGGUCCAUCUCGUCCGGGGUUUCGUGCAUUCUCAAAAUGGGAGAAGCAGGAUCUUGAGGCUGAGGCGAUGGCGAGGAUGCGUGCACGGAUGCUGGAGCAGAAGAAAGGAGAGAUCCCUCAAUCAAAGGCCUUUGAGCUUCCGACCAGUGCCACGGCACCUGAGCUAGGCCCUAAAGCUCCGGCUGUGCCCAUCAUCACAUUCACCCCGCCACCCCCUACUGCAUCCACGUCUGGCAGCACUGAGACAAAGUCGACACCGUCAUUAUUUUCAUUUGGUAAUACCUCAACGAGUACGGACGCCUCAAAGCCCACUGCUCCUACUACGUCUUCCACACCAGCAAGCGUUACACCUGCGGCCUCGGUUCCAGUUGCCAAUAAACCUAGCCAAUUCCCUACCUCGUCUACUCCACAGAUAACCCCUGCAGUGCCGCCGUCUUCAUUUGGCCCGCCCACGACACAACCUACUAGCACUACCACCACCGUACCUAUCACAUCAUCCACACCCUCUAUACCCGACUUUUUCGCUAAGCCAGCUGCACCAUCGACUCCUGCGCCUGCAGCAACCCCAGUUCCUACAUUUUCUUUUGGUCCCACGCCUGCACAGCCACUGUUCGUUGCACCUGCUUCCGUAUCCACCAAUACCUUUUUUGCACCAGCAGCAUCAGGCACAGAAACCGGCAAACCGGCACCAUUUCCUUUCGCAAAACCCAGUGUACUACCUCCCUCGGUGCCAGCAUCUACAUCAGCACAAGCUAACCCCACAUCGAUAUUUGGGGCCCCUUCAAGCAACGCUGCCCCAGCUUCUGCUCCACUGAAGUUUGACUUUGGCAAAAAGCCUGCGAGCACGAUCCCCAAGCCUGCUGCUGCAUCUCCCCCUACCGUAACUGCUACCGAUGCUGCAAAACAGACUAGCCCUUUAUUCGCAUUCUCGGCGGCCGCUCCCCAAUCCAGUCCCUUGGGGGCAAGUCCACAGCAAAAGUUCUCGUUCGGUCAGCCCUCGUCAGCAUCAGUAUUUGGUUCUGGUAGCAAUGCCACUGCUACAUCAAAACCUGCUGAGACCUCGGAAGCGCCCAAGCCCAAAGGAGCAGAGACUGAGACGCCCAAAUUUUCGUUUAGUCCGCUCUCCGGUGGUUCAGCGUUUAGCUUUACAGGUGCUUCAUUGGCACCCAAGUCAACGCCGAGCUUUGGAGCACCGUCAGGGGCAUCAGCCUUUGCCAUAACUCCGUCUUCGGGUGGUGAUGCGAAGAAGACGGACGCGUCAUUAUCAAUCUUUGGCGCCGCAAAUGCUGCCAAGGAAGAUGGAAGCAAGGCUGGCGCUUCUACACCUGCAGUCUUUGGUGGUUCUAGCUUUGGUACAAAUGCAAAUGGCAUCUCGAGCAAUAUCUUCGAGAAGUCCAGUGUUCCACAGCCCAGCGGUGACGUAAGCACGUCUACUUUUGCUCCCAAGAGUGUAUUUGGCAAUGCCACGUCGAGCAAUGCAUUCUCUACAACUCCUGCUGGAUCUCCUGCUGUAUCUGGCAGUGCCCAGCCAGGCACUUUCACGUUUGGCAAUGGGUCAGAUAAGCAUACAGAUAGCGUGAAGCCGUCACCAUUUGCUCCAUCAAGCAAUCCCACGUCUGCUGUCUUUUCAUUUGGGAAGAAGGAAGACACCGCAGCGCCUUCUUCGUCCAGUAUCAAUACUUCUACUGCGCCUGCAUCAUCGACGCCCACGUUUGCAUUCGGAUCUUCUGUGUUCGGUCAACCUUCGACGAGUAUUUCAAAUGGGCCAACGCAACAGCAAUCGGUCUUUGGGAAACCGUCAGCACCUACGCCCAGUGCGUUUGGUUUCAGCAGUGGGGCUGGAACUGGAACUGGAAACAGCACGUUCGCUUUCGGGGGUCAACCGGGAGGCCAAAACCAACAGCAAUGAUGCAUACCCAUGUUUUUAUCUACACUCCUGCAUACGUGACCUUGUACAGCACAUACCUUUUUCUGUAUUGCGUCUUCCCGGUACUUUAUAGGCGUACACACAAGUAUUGCUUAUCUCAUCGCAUGUCAUCGUU